Molecule: messenger RNA, 1629 nt
Organism: Neodiprion fabricii
Lineage: Eukaryota; Metazoa; Arthropoda; Insecta; Hymenoptera; Diprionidae
Exons: 8
Coding region: 270-1019 (249 amino acids)
Source: RefSeq, a predicted model, not a curated record
AAAUGGUUUGCCCGAUGCGACAGGUGAAUUUUAUAAACAUUGCAAAUACUUAGGUAUGAAUUACCAAAUGUGGCCCAGAUCGACAGUUGAGAAUAUAAUAUAACGAGUCGUCUGCUGUCAAGCAUUAUGAAUUUUCGUUCUUUCUUUACUCUUGUAUCAGCCCUUGACACCAAUGAAUGGAAAGAGGUAAAUAAUACAAAGAAAUAACAGCGAUCAUCGUGCUCACAGCAUUAGUUUCAACCUCCAAAGGAGAUGACGUGUGGAACGGUAUGACUGGCAAAUGGUCGCAGAACGCGAGCGACGGUUUCUACACCAUACCGCAAACCAUGGCAACAGCGAGCUGUCAGGGAUGGACAAGAAUCGUUGGCGUCGAUCUACCGUUGGGAGAAAUUGGCAUGGGAUAUCACGGGGACCCAAGAGUCGUCAUAUUUUACCGGAUUUCUACCGGUCGAGUCAUCGGGUUUCAAGUUGGCGUCCCGCUGAAGGAACUUGACAGACAACACAUGCCGAUAAACUACCGGAAACACAGUGAAAUACGCGUUAAGAUCAUGAACGGCGUAAGGUAUUACACGGUGACUGCGUACUUCCGUCAAAGCGAGUGCGGGAAUUCCCGCAGCAUAUGGGUGAAGAAAAGGGACGGUACUCUCACGAAAAUUCCAACAAACACGAAACUCCUCGUCGAGCAAACGACGUACGAGCGAAAAGAGUGCAUCACUUGGAUGGGUCUGCAUUACUACAAGAUUAACUCCGAAACUAAAUGCGAUGACAUACCGGCGGUGUUUCUUCUGGCUAACAAAAUGGACAUCAUAGGCGUCGGUGUUCAGAUGAUUGGAACAGCGAGUUCGGGCCCAAAGCGAACUUGGUUCGAGACAAUUCCGUUGCAGACGGAAGCGGCGACGAUUCCCGAUGCGCCGAAGUGUAUUGCAGAAUACAUUAAAAAGUACGGUCUGAUCUCAUUUCAUUUCUGGUUUAUCAGCGACCCGCUUAGCCUCCAAUGCGAUACGACUCACCAAGACUAGCCGAGCAUUCGAAUGACUCUUGACGUCGUGCAAGCUGUUGACUAGAAAAUCGGAGUUUCUCUCCAACAAAUUGUAAUUUAUUUCAUUUCGCGACGGAUUUAUUUUCGAGACAGUAAAAACAGCUCGAAACGCUGCUGGAAGCUCCGCUGGUGAACGAAGCUUUUUAACGCGAUUGAAAACAGACGAGAAAUGAACAAAUUCGAACACAUACAUUUACUGUUAAUGGAUUGGUUCCGAUAAAAAUAUCCGGUUCACUUCACGUUUCUACGCGUAGUCUAUUUAUUUAUUUUUUUCGUCUGUUUUUUUUCUUUCUAUUUUUUUUGUUCUUCAAACGUUCAAGCGAAUGAAAACCUUUUCACGUGAUUCACAACAGCGCCGCAUACCUGAAUUAAAAUUUUCUCUCAGCUUCCGAGCUUGAUUGAUCAUUUCCCUUUUUUUCUGUAUUUUCGGGUACAGUUAUCCGCAGUCAUUGCAGGCUAUCUGCGUUCCGUUUAGUAAAUGUAAAUCUGUAAAUUAGGAAUUUUGUUAGAGAUAUUUAAGUAUAAAAAAAUAUUGUAAGAAUAGCGAUGAACUGAAAAAUUCGUCGACCAAUAAAUUGUGAUAAAGAAUC